AUGUCGAUCUUCAUUCUCUAUUGUUUUAUAAUCGAAAAUACAGUUUCCGUUGCCGAAGAAAGAACAACGUUAUGCGAUAAUAGAAACUCAUCGCAAACAUCAUUUGAGUACUCGCUGGACACAACACUUUCGGAUGUGCUCGGAAAGCCACAUCUUUGCUGCGAAAGGACACCCAUAGGGUGGAACGAGGGCGAGCUUGUAGAGCAGGACAACAUUCUGGACAUUCUCAAGCAGGUUUAUUGCCGUUCAAUCACACACUUUGCCGAUUUCGUUGCUGUUUGCCCUGAAUUGAACCUUCUAGAGGACAAAGAUAGGCUUUCCAUCUGCAGUGCAAAUUAUUGUGGUGUUGUGCUACUUACGAUGGUCUAUAACGCAUAUCUAAACGGUGUUGAAGGAGUGCUAUUUCCUCAUGGAUUCAAAUACAGUCUAUGGCAAAAGAGGGAAUGUGAUCAUGAGUGA
Messenger RNA from Cooperia oncophora, 459 nucleotides. The record is from the annotation of a GenBank genome assembly. Lineage: Eukaryota; Metazoa; Nematoda; Chromadorea; Rhabditida; Trichostrongylidae.